GACCGAACGUACGGAACUUGCGCUCCUGUCGCCGCACCACAACCGCCUUGCAACUUUCUACAUUAAACACCCAGUACUGAGAUUUAUGCGAUUGUUUAGCGAACUGGCAGUCUGUCACCUAACUACAAAACACAUCGAAGGUGUCUUCAAAGUGCCUGCUCACAGACUCAAGAAUGUCAGGGGGAAUCUCUGCUAGCAUAGCCACCGGCAGACUGCGAGCUGAGGGAAUGGGCUCCAACGACCACGCCAUACCCUUCCUUGAGCAGGACUACGAGGCUUUGAGGCAGGAGUGUCUGGAGACGGGGUGUCUGUUCCAGGACCCCUCCUUCCUAGCCGAGCCUCCUUCUCUGGGCUUCAAGGAACUGGCCCCCUUCUCCGCCAAGACCAGGGACGUGGAAUGGAUGAGACCCACGGAGCUGACAGAUGAUCCUCAGUUCAUCCUGGGAGGAGCUACCAGAACAGACAUCUGCCAGGGAGCUCUAGGUGAUUGCUGGCUCCUAGCAGCCAUAGCCUCUCUAACCCUCAAUGAGAGGCUGCUCCACCGAGUGGUCCCUCAUGGUCAGUCCUUCCAAGAGGACUAUGCUGGGAUCUUCCACUUUCAGUUCUGGCAGUUUGGUGAGUGGGUGGACGUGGUGAUUGACGACCGGCUGCCAACGAAGAAUGGAGAGAUCAUGUUCGUUCACUCAGCCGAGGGAAAUGAGUUCUGGAGCGCCCUGCUGGAGAAGGCUUACGCCAAGUUGAAUGGUUCCUACGAGGCUCUGUCUGGAGGCAGCACCACAGAAGGCUUUGAGGACUUCACCGGCGGUGUGUCUGAGAUGUACGAGCUCCGUAAGGCUCCACGGGACCUGUACAGGAUCAUCGGCAAAGCCCUGGACAGAGGCUCCUUGCUGGGCUGCUCCAUCGACAUCACCAGUGCCUUUGACAUGGAGUCUGUGACGUUCAAGAAGCUGGUGAAAGGUCAUGCUUACUCAGUCACCGGCCUGAAGAAGGUGGACUACCAGGGUCAGGUGGAGAGGCUGAUCAGGGUGAGGAACCCCUGGGGACAGGUGGAGUGGACUGGCGCCUGGAGUGACAAUUCUCCGGAGUGGGAUGAGUUGGACCCAUCUGAGAGAGAGGACCUGCAUCUAAAGAUGGAGGAUGGAGAGUUCUGGAUGUCGUUCCAGGAGUUCCUGAGGCAGUUUUCCCGUCUGGAGAUCUGCAACCUGACGGCGGACGCUCUGAGUGAGGACGGCCUCAGCCACUGGAACACCAUCAAGUUCCACGGCAUGUGGAGACGGGGGAGUACCGCCGGGGGUUGCCGUAACCACCCCAACACGUUCUGGAUCAACCCCCAGUAUAAGAUCACUCUGCUAGAGGAGGACGACGACCCUGAGGAUGAAGAGGUGGCUUGUAGUUUCCUGGUGGCUCUGAUGCAAAAGGACAGGAGGAGGUACCGGAAACAGGGACAGGACAUGCACACCAUCGGGUUCGCCAUCUACGAGAUUCCAGAAGAGUACAGGGGCUGUCAGAACGUGCACUUAAAGAAGGACUUCUUCCUGACCCACUCAUCCUGCGCCCGCUCGGAGACCUUCGUCAACCUGAGAGAGGUCAGCAACCGUCUCAGUCUGCCUCCAGGAGAAUAUCUCAUCGUCCCCUCCACCUUCGAGUCUGGCCAGGAGGCCGACUUCGUCCUGCGAGUCUUCACUGAGAAACAGUCUGAGACAGAAGAGCUAGACGAUGAAAUCUCAGCAGAUCUGGAAGAUGAGGAUGACAUCAGUGAAGAUGACAUCGAAGACUCAUUCAAAUCAAUGUUUUCUCAGCUGGCAGGAGAGGACAUGGAGAUUUCUGUCCGCGAGCUAAGGACCAUCCUGAACAGAGUAGUGACUAGACACGAAGACCUGAAGACAGACGGCUUCAGUAUGGAGUCCUGUAGGAGCAUGGUCAGCCUCAUGGAUAAGGAUGGCACUGCCCGUCUCGGCCUGGUAGAGUUCCAGAUGCUCUGGAAUAAGAUCAGGAAGUGGUUGGUCAUCUAUAGAGAAUAUGACAUGGACAAGUCAGGAUCCAUGAGCUCCUAUGAGAUGCGACUUGCUGUGGAGUCGGCAGGUUUUAAACUGAACAACAGGCUGAAUCAGGUCCUGGUGGCUCGCUAUGCUGAGAACGAGGCCGUAGACUUUGACAACUUCAUCUGCUGUCUGGUCAAACUGGAAGCCAUGUUUAGAUCUUUCCAGCAGCUAGACAAGGAGGGAGAAGGAGUGGCUGAGAUGAACAUCACUGAGUGGCUGUAUAUGACCAUGUGUGGUUGAAGAGGACCAGUUUUCUCCCAGGAGAGGGACAGGCCGAACAGCCAACGUGCCCGGCAAGGUGCCUCUUCACUGGGCUCAUAAAGAUCUACUGUAGCCUCUUCCUCGAAACCACGAAGACCUUCC
Messenger RNA from Oncorhynchus keta (chum salmon), 2405 nucleotides. Its product is annotated as calpain-1 catalytic subunit-like. The transcript has 24 exons. Gene Ontology annotation, cellular component: cytoplasm. Gene Ontology annotation, biological process: proteolysis. Gene Ontology annotation, molecular function: calcium-dependent cysteine-type endopeptidase activity; calcium ion binding. The record is from RefSeq and is a predicted model, not a curated record. The coding region runs from base 174 to 2282 and encodes 702 amino acids. Lineage: Eukaryota; Metazoa; Chordata; Actinopteri; Salmoniformes; Salmonidae.